AUGGCAAACACCUCAGCACAGACAGAGCAGCAAAUAGCAUCUCUAGAGAAACGGUCUAUCGUGUCGAGUUUCCUCUUCAAAUAUCCCGACAUCCACUCCCGCGCGGCCGAGGUCGCGUUGUUUCAUCGAAGUGAUAAAGUGCGGACGUAUCAGCAUUAUCUCGCUCCUAUCUCGGGCAGUAUCGACCGUCAUACGGACGCCUCGCCCCUUGACGCGGCGUGGAGAGAGCUUAAAGAGGAGACGUCAUUGACACCGGAUAGUGCCAAAUUAUGGCGCAAGGGCCGGCCGUUUACCUUUCAGGAUUACUCGGUGGGCAGGGAGUGGACGAUUUACCCCUUUGCGUUUUUACUCAAAUUGCAGACCCGUACGCGCAGGCAUACGGUGGAUGAGGAGUGUAUAGCGGGCGAUGGCGAGACUGACGGAGUUGUGCUGGAUUGGGAGCACAGUUUUCACAACUGGUAUGACCCGGAUGAGGUUCUCUCGCGGUUGUUAGAGGACGGAGAGGAGGCUAGGGUGAGCGGGCAGAAGCUAGUUCCGAGAAUCGCUGAUUCUCUAAUUCAAGUUUAUCCUGAAUAUGAGCUCGGUCCUGUAGCGGGGAGGAGGUUGAGAGAAGGGUUGCAGCAGCUGCAAGAUGACCACGAAAGCGGAGCACGGGAACUCACUACGAUAGCUUUGAAUAUAUUCCGAGAUGUUCUAAAUGACGUGCGUCCCUCUGACUCGGAUGCGGUGGGAACGAAUUGGGAGGAGUGGUGGCGAAAGGCGCGACUGACCGCCUGGCAUAUCUGGAUGAAUGGACGAGAAUCUAUGGGGGCUGCCAUAGCGAGUGCACUGCUGACAGCGCUGGCUGAACUGGAGCCUCUGUAUCGCGAUUUGCAGCCGGAUGGAGAGAAUGUAGACCGGUUGAUCGACGCUCUAAUCGAGAAGCGCAGGGCGAUGACGACGGCGUUGUCUCAGGCGUUUACGGUGUACGUCGAUGACGAACUGUGGGAGUAUCGAGACAAAACGACAUUGAAAAUUGUCAGUCUGUCAGCCAGUUCAACAAUAAGAGAGUCGAUCCUGCAGCUUCUUUCAGCGCUGGCUGAGGGUAGGAUCCACACUGUUGUGGCUGGGGGUAGGAUUCGCACUGUUGAGCUACGCGUGUUGGAGUCUCGGCCCCUCUUUGAAGGCGUCAGUCUGGCGUCAGCCAUCGUCUCGUCAUAUGAGAAGUCACGGAAAGAUAGGGAACAUGAGGUUCAACUCCACGUAACGAUAUACACGGAUGCCUCAGCAGCGCUGGCAUGCACAGGCGUGGAUAUGCUGCUCCUGGGGGCGGACCGCAUUGCAAAGGAUGGGGCGGUGAGUAACAAGACAGGUAGCCUGCCUGCCAUUCUGGCAGCGAAACACGUCGCCCCGCGCAGCAAAGUAGUCGUGCUGAGCGAGCUGGACAAGGUCGCGGAUCCUGACUACCAUCCGGCGGUAGAGAACAGCGAUGUAGAGGAAGUCAUGGCAGCAUGGAGGAAAACGGUGCGCGAAGAAGCACUAGGCGUUGUCGAGGCGGGAGGGGGGAAUGUCCCCGGUCGCGGAAGGGUCGAGGUCAAGAACGUCUACUUUGAAUGGGUUCCGCCAGAGCUAAUCGAUGCUUACAUUACAGAGGAGGGCAUCCAGGGAGAGGAGAAUAUUCGGCAGCGGUCGCAGUGGAUUGACAAGCAGAUUCACCGGUUUUUUGACGACCUCACAGAAGCCUCUCAAUCCUCUAUGAGUUGUAAGUACUGA
Talaromyces proteolyticus is the source of this 1752-nucleotide messenger RNA. RefSeq lists its product as uncharacterized. Bases 1 to 1752 code for a protein of 583 amino acids. Gene Ontology annotation, molecular function: S-methyl-5-thioribose-1-phosphate isomerase activity. The record is from RefSeq and is a predicted model, not a curated record. The transcript is spliced from 2 exons. NCBI's taxonomy places the organism in Eukaryota, Fungi, Ascomycota, Eurotiomycetes, Eurotiales, Trichocomaceae.